Prorocentrum cordatum is the source of this 879-nucleotide messenger RNA. The record is from the annotation of a GenBank genome assembly. Lineage: Eukaryota; Dinophyceae; Prorocentrales; Prorocentraceae.
AUGGCAGCACGCCUAUGGAGCCGUUGUCGCGGCUGCGGACAGCAUGAAUGGAAUGACGUCCUCGAGCGGAGUGGCAGAUCCUGCUCCAAGUGUCAUCGGACUGUACGACUCCAUGUCAGCCGCUCCAAGUCUCCAGGAACCAAGCGUGUUAGUUUCGAGGAUCAGAAGGCACCUCAGGGCGACCCAGGCGUUGUCCCGAAGACCAUCCUGAAGUCGAACUCUGCCGUCAGUGAAGUUGGUCUCGGAGCCCUGGAACACCUAGCCAGCGCUAUCAAGGUCACCCACGGCCCAGUCAUCAAGCAUGCCUUGCAGCUCGAGUAUGCGAAGUUGGAGAGUCUUCGAGUUCGCGAGGCGGCUGAUCAGGACACAGCCGCCGAGGCGGUCCGCAAGGCCGACGCGGCCUGGCGCGACGCCGACACCAAGCACUCCCAGGCGGUGGCGCCUGUGACGCGCCUGAGAGGACUACUCUCCGCAGCGGAGAUCAAGGAGCAGGCGGCAGCGUUGCACCUUGCCAACGCCGCGGCGGUGAAGCAGGCAGCCGCCCGCCGACUGGCGCAGGCCGAGGGUGUUGUACAGGACGGCACCUCCUCCAAGCUGUUCCACCUCUCCUGGGACGAGAGCCUCUUCGCCGACGUCGCAGCCGCUGAGGAGCUCGACGAGGCCGAGAAGCAGCACAUGGCCUCGCUGGAGGCACAGCUCAAGGAGGCCAAGGCCAAUUUGUGCGACCGUGAGGAGGAGACUCGUGGCUGGCUUGACCGAGACGCGGAGCUCCGCAAGGCGAUCGAGGAUCGCAAGCUGAAGAAGCGCAUGGUGAACGGCCAGGCUGAGGCGACGAAGCUCCCGGCCGCCAAGUACGCCGUCGCCGAGGCCCUGAAGUAG